AGAAGCAGCGAAUAGAUAUGUUGCACCCCAGCAUCGCUCAUAAAGCCCACAGUUCUUCUCCUUUACCGGAAAAAAGUCUCGAAGGUAAAACACUUGAAGUAGCAGCAGUCUGUCAGUAAUGGCCACAUAAUCUUUUUCACACUUGAAUCCAAACGGUGAACACACAUAUGUAACUGAUCGUAAUGUAUACGUGUAGAACCGCGUUUGUAACCGUAGUAACGUCCGGUGUUCUGGCUGACUUGAACGGCUGGCCGGUUAGGAGACACACGAAACAGCUGUAGUAAGCCAGGAUGAAUAGCCCUGCGACAGAGCUACAGCCACAGUGCAACGAGGAACAUGAUGACACUGCUGAUUCUUUUUCAAAAGGUUGCUGCUCUGAGAAACUCAGUAAUGUCUGUCCAAUCUCAAUAGAGAUCCCCAUUUGGUCAAGGCCUACUUCAAACAUCAGUUUGCCAGGGAUAGUUCCCAAUCCUCAUCAUCAUACUGUCCAAUCAGAAAUGUUGGACCCUCUCAACUUAAGUUAUCAUAUUGAUUCUUUCAUUGAUCCAUAUCAGUCACCUCAUUGUCAGCUGACUUAUUCAGACUGCUUCCUGGAGCCACAGUUGAGUCAGUACCACCUUGUCAGUGGCCCUGUGCCUGCUCCACCAGAUGGCAGCCAUCAAAACUCAGUUUCUCCUUCUUGGUGUACAAAUGAACCCAAUCUCUGCAGCAUGAUGCCGGCUGGUUCAACUAACCAUUUUCUAGGAUUUACUGGUGAGUUACACAAGCCUGUUCCCAUGGAUCAUCAACAGUUUCAGGAGGGAUUGACUGAAGCCAUGUCUCACAUCACACAGCCUAUGGUGUGUAAUGUCAGCGGAGGUGAGCAGUUGGCGCUAGUUAAUCCACACCAGCCAGGACCUGUGUUUCUUACCAUGGAAUCUGCAUCAGCUCAAAGAAAUAACACACUAACUCAAGGGAAAGGUUACGAAGUGACUGUACUGGGGACUUCCAGUCAGCACCAGACAGCUGGUCCACUAUACGAGGCUCAAGAUCAGACAUUCAAAAAGCAGCUUCCCGCAAGAGAUGUUGGCAUGUUUUGUGAAUCAAAGUCCAGGAAGCCCUGCCAUUGCACCAGAUCACAAUGCCUCAAACUCUACUGUGAGUGUUUUUCCAAUGGAGUGAUGUGCAGCAACUGUGACUGUUCUAACUGCCACAACAAUGCAGAACAUGAAAUGAAGCGUCUCAAGGCAAUUAAGUGGUGUUUAGGUCAUAACCCGGAUGCCUUCAGGCCAAAAAUUGCUGGUGUGAAGUCAGGAACGGUCAGAGGUUGGCACAACAAAGGCUGCAACUGUAAACGCUCUGGCUGCCUUAAGCGCUACUGUGAAUGCUAUGAGGCCAACAUCAUGUGUACUUCCAGCUGUAAGUGUGUUGGCUGUAGGAACUAUGACGCAGGUUCACAAUCUGGCUCCAAAGACAAGACUGUCAAUGCGAAGGACAAGUGGCCUGUAUCGGUGAUAACCCCAGCUAUAUUGGAGGCUGUAGGUGACUGUCUUUUUGCUCAGGCUGAGAUGGCUGAGAGAGACACUCGGAGCCCUGCCCAGGCUGAGCACAUGGUCCUGGAAGAGUUUGGACACUGUCUUUCUCAGAUUGCUAAAGCCAUGUUUGAGAAAAAGACAAACUAACACUUCUACACUGUAGACACGGGGAAAAAAUCCUUUGCUUACAAUUUCAGAAAAGUAGACUUGGAUGAUCUUUAUCUGUAUAUUUACAAGUUUUAAUCUCUGGUUUCUGGAGGCUUUACUGGUCAAAGUGAAAUUUGAAUAACUUUCUGAAAUGUUUAUUGUUUAUGUGAAUUCACGUCACUGUUUCCUUUUCUUAUUUUAAGCUUCAGAUUUAGCUUUCAGAGUUGUUACGUAAGAGACAUGUUUAUCUUUUUUAAUUGUGUAUUCUUGUGUUAUUUUUGUUGUUGUUAAUAUAGGGCAAUGUUUCUCUUUAUAAAUUAGCCUUGAGAUAAUAAAGAUAUUCGUUGG
Messenger RNA from Oreochromis aureus, 2009 nucleotides. RefSeq names its product testis expressed metallothionein like protein (gene tesmin). Bases 291 to 1661 code for a protein of 456 amino acids. Gene Ontology annotation, biological process: regulation of DNA-templated transcription. The record is from RefSeq and is a predicted model, not a curated record. Lineage: Eukaryota; Metazoa; Chordata; Actinopteri; Cichliformes; Cichlidae. The transcript has 12 exons. Gene Ontology annotation, cellular component: nucleus.